AUGUCAACAAUUGCUAUUGUCAGCAUUGUACGAAGUAUUGAUCAAAUGAGGAAAUACGAUAUUGCCAUGGAAACAGUAAAAUGUUAUUCCAAAAUUCAUGGUUACCAUUAUAUUUUAGCAGAGGAAAAGCAUUUUGAUUGCCACCACAAUGAUAGAUUUUUCCGCCGUCACUGCAUUGUGGCGCGGAUUUUGCCGCAUUUCAGCGCCCUGCUUUUUCUCGAUGCAGAUAUGGGUGUAGUUUACCCAAAAAGAAAAAUUGAAGAAUUUCUUGACGAAAAUUUUGAUGUGACAUUCUAUGAUCGGUUUUAUAACUGGGAAAUAAUGGCAGGCACAUACUUAGUUCGGAAUACGCCGUAUGCAAUAAAAUUCUUAAAUGAUUUUGCUGAUUACGAAUCUACUCUUCCAAACAGUUUCCAUGGAACAGACAAUGGCGCUUUGCAUUUCUUCCUAGCCGAACGAUUUUUGUCUGCAGACCGAAUCUCAAUUGAUUUAUGUCGACGAGUGUACGAGAAAUCGCGAAACUGGCAGGAUGUGUUCACAUAUGAGGCGUGCUUGCGAUCGAUAUUUGGGUCCCGGCACGAGCUGGGUCGAGUGCGAAUAUUAGGAAAAAUUGAAGGAUGGGCAAGAGAUAGCUGGCUGACAAACAAUGUAUGGAAUAAAGAGAUUGGCGACUUCAUGUUUCAUUCAUGGAAAAACUCGCAGAUUCGAAAGUUGACAAGUAGACCUAGAAUAAAGAAAUCUUCAAUGUACGAAUGGGUAAACCCAUUAGCAGGCGGCAUUGAUCUUGAUUUGUGCAAUUCGAAAAAUAUGACGUGGUCUUACGACGAACGACUCAUUGGUGAUGAAUUUGAAUUACGAGAACAUUUGCAGCAAAUGCAAGCAAAAAUUGUCAAGGAACAAUUCAUUUCUUUAUCGAGAAUUCGAAAAUUCAUCUAA
Caenorhabditis bovis is the source of this 936-nucleotide messenger RNA. Lineage: Eukaryota; Metazoa; Nematoda; Chromadorea; Rhabditida; Rhabditidae. The record is from the annotation of a GenBank genome assembly.